AAUUUGCUUACAUUUGAUCAUUUUUGAAAUAUCUAAACAAAUAUAUCAUUGCAAUGAUUCGAUACCUGCUGAUCACAAAAUCAUCAAUAAAUUAAUUUGAUCUUUUGAUGGUCAAAUUUGUAUCUCCUAUAAUAAGAGAUUUGUAAAAACGCUUUAAAUGUACAGCCUCAAUGUAUCCAUGUAUUUCAAUAUACUAUAAACAACUGCACCAAGAUAAGUCUUUAUAUUUCGAAUAGCUGACUGGGUCGUAUAAAGAAAAAAUAAAUUGCAGUAAUAGGCUGCCACCAUCAUCAUCACAAUCAUCAGCAUAAUAAUAAUAAUUUGUCUUUGGAAAUGCUAUUCCUAUAUGUGGGGUUGCUUUUUAUAGCUUUUCAUCAUGAAAUGGUUGUAUGAAUGUAUGUUUGUGCCCCUACACUAUACAAUGAACAUCUUUCAUAGCUUGGAUUAUUUUCCCUUGGCCGACCAUUUCUACUCAAUUUAUUAAUUAAAAAAAAAAAUUGAGAACAACCGUUUGGAUUCAGUAAAAUUUUGUAUAUGAAGUAAUUCAGUUCAACGUUAACUUUUAUGAUUUGUGGACGGGCAAGUUUUGAAAAAAAAUACGUAUAGUUACAAAAAACGAAGUUUUGAAGACGGUAACGAAGAUUUGGAGGGUGCAACCUUUUUUGUGACAAAGAACAAGUCGAAUUUUUCUUUGAGGACAACCUGCCUCCCCCUGGAAACAAACCACAACCACUAGACAAAAAUGGGGGAAAACAUGCAAAGACAGACUUCUCGAAAACGCAGAGCACUGCUUUUACGAGAACGCGUUACUGUUAUCGAAAUGUACAGUACCAGACCUCGGCCGAACUAUGAAACCUUAGCUAAAAUGUUCAACUGUGGUCGUAGCCAAAUCAAAAAUAUUCUCCGCCAAAAGGGGCAAAUUCUCCAGGAAUACCAUAAAGACCCAGAAUCGGAGAGAGUACGCCGAAAAGUACCUCCAAUCCUUUUGGCCCUUAAUCGUAUUGUAGAUGAAUGGCUAAAACGGGCCUUGGGCCAUAAAAUUCGAGUAAGUGGAGAAAUGAUUCUACAAAAAUCAGUUCAAGUUCAGCGUUUCCUUGACUACGAAGAAUUCGAACCUACAAAAGCUUGGCUUCGAUCUUUCAGACGUCGACAUGGAUACUACAGAAUUGACCUGCGCUCUCUCGAAGUUCCAGUAGAUACUAGUAAAUCCCUCAAAAUCGCAGACAUAUUUGAAGAUGUAAAAAAUAUGCUCGAUUAUAAUGUCAAACGUGCCACUGAACUUAAAUUGAUCCGAGAACAAGGCUGUAAUAACAUUCCUGAACCGGAUGAAGAAAUUAUCGAGACGAAACCUCUUGUCCCAAUUAUGCAGGAUCAAAGUUGGGAUAUGUCAUCAGAAGAAUUUCCAUCAUCCGAGAAUAAUGAUGAAAUGGUUGUUAUAAAGGACAACACCGAUGCCCUGGAUUACUUGAGACCCCUGGAGGAGUUUGCAAUGUUAACUGAUAAUUUUCGUGCAAUAGGCCUUAUAUCACAACUUGAAGCGAUAUUUCGGGCGAAGAUCAGAACUUCCGGAGAUGUUUGUUAAAAAAAGAAAAAUUACUGAUUGAAGUCGUCAAAUGUCUCCAACAAAAAAAAGUAUGCUUCCAUAGUUUGUUUUUGAAAUUCUUCCGUUUUAAUUCACUUCCAUAGAGUUGUUUGUGUGUAUAAACCAAUAAGUAUAAUAAUGUAGACAUAAAUUCAUUACCAUAAUUAUUUUUUUAAAUAUACAUUUGUGUUAUUUUUUUUAGUUGAUUAGUAAAUAUGAAUAUUAAACUUAAUAUUUUAGAGAAAUGCACUUUUAUAUGAAUACAAAAAAAAAAAAUAAUUUUGUUUAUUUAUUUUUUUCAAACAAAAAUGGAACAAAAGAGUGAUGUUUUGUGUGGAUAGAUAGCAAAGCAAUUUCAAGAAGAGUGAACAUUUUUUGCUUUUGUAUCAAAAGGGUGUUUUUUCAUCAACUUAACUUCGAUUUUUGAACUUCAAACUUUUCAAUUUUCGAACUAUUUUUUAAUAAAGAAAAAUUUAAGUUAAAGAAAAAACACCUUCGUCAAAUAAAUAAGCAAAUAGAUUAUCUUCUCACAGCUUAUAUUAGUAAAUCACGUGUUAUCUCACAAGUUACAUAAACAUAUAGAAUAAAUAUAGCCAUUUUUGAUAGAAAAUAGUGACAAGAACUACCGAAACCUUUAAGUAG
Episyrphus balteatus (marmalade hoverfly) is the source of this 2224-nucleotide messenger RNA. RefSeq lists its product as uncharacterized. The transcript has 3 exons. Bases 743 to 1582 code for a protein of 279 amino acids. Gene Ontology annotation, molecular function: DNA binding. The record is from RefSeq and is a predicted model, not a curated record. NCBI's taxonomy places the organism in Eukaryota, Metazoa, Arthropoda, Insecta, Diptera, Syrphidae.